AUUAAACCUUGAUAAUAGAAAAUAUAUUUCAAAUAUUAAUUAUUAUAGUUAAUCGGUAAUUCUAAUUACAAUUCGAAUCCGAUUUUUUAAAAUUAUUUUUGUAGUAAUGAGUAAACAGUAGGUAGAAAACAAUUGAAAAUGUUUUUGACUAAUGUGCUACUUAAAAAAGUAAAAUCCAAACACACCAUGGUCAUGAUGGAAAGCAUGGUGAGUGGACAUACUUACAAUGUAUUUAGGGAACGUUUAGCUGAUAAAUUGGAGCUGAUUCACUUUGAUCCAUGGAUUGGUCACAUGUCAGUUUACAAGGAAAAAAAGAAGAUCAGAAGUGCGAAUGUUAAGAGAUUUACCGAACCAAAUUAAAUAUUGUUUUAGUAUGUGAUCAAAAUGAUAGAAUAUUUGUGAUUAUAUUAUAUUUUGUACAUUAAAUUAAAUACAUAGCUAAAUAAGAAAGUGCUAUUUUAUAAUUGUUUUUAAAUUUUAUUUAAGUUUCGAUGUGAGUUCCAUAGAUAAAAACGCCUUCAUGUUUGGAUCUUGUAUUUUAUCUAAUAUUAUUUGAGUUGUUUUAUGACUAUUGCUAUCGGACAAUAUUUCCUUGACCUUUUCAGCAUACUCAAUCCAAACACAGUUAGCACAUCCAGACAUACAACAUGUUGUGGGCUCUUCUGGAAGCUUGGGAAUCUUGGAACAGAAUGUUCUAAGAAUUAACUUAUUUGGUUUAACCACUCUUUUUAACAUCCAAUGCAUUUUUAGAC
This is a messenger RNA of Adelges cooleyi (spruce gall adelgid), 752 nucleotides long. RefSeq names its product 39S ribosomal protein L33, mitochondrial (gene mRpL33). NCBI's taxonomy places the organism in Eukaryota, Metazoa, Arthropoda, Insecta, Hemiptera, Adelgidae. The transcript has a single exon. Gene Ontology annotation, cellular component: mitochondrion. The record is from RefSeq and is a predicted model, not a curated record. The coding region runs from base 139 to 360 and encodes 73 amino acids. Gene Ontology annotation, biological process: translation.